GAGUGGUUUAAAUGUAUUUCUACUUAAGUACUUUACAUUCUAUUUGUAUCCAGUUGCAAGUGUUGAUACAUUUAUUCCAGCAACAUAGCACCCUGCAUCCUACUGCUAGUUUACCAAUGAAACUAAGCAGGUUUUGUCCUAUUCGUCCCUGGAUCGGGGACAAGAUGUUGCUGGAAGUGGUGCAAAAAAAUUAUUUAGAGUUUGUCAAAAAUGUUUUCGCAAAGGUAGAAACUGUUACAAAGGAUGAGAUCGUAUUACGACAUUCUCCUGUCUGAGCGCGCGAAGCAUCACUGGUCCACGCGCCGCCUUCAGUUUAUUCGCAGUCGAAGGGAGGAGAGAUAGAUAAUACGCAGCAGUGUAUUUUAGUGGUGCUAGUGUAGCAGACUAUUUAGGUUUCAGAUAUUGUAUAAUUCUCGAAUUCCUCCUGAGAGAUAGAGAAUGUUUGGACACUGGGAACACGUCGGCGCACCUAGCCUACGGCAGCAAUGAAUUCACGCGGUUUCCGGUUCUUCGUCGCUAUCUCUGAGCUGAAGAAGACUCUAACAUUAUGUAUAACGUUAGUAGCUAACUAGAGCAGUCGACUGUUUCCAUACCUGGGUUUGCAGAAAAGUAAAGCAUGACAACGUCCUCCGCGGGGUAAAACUACGACUGGCAAUAUUAUGUUAUGAGGUGGCAACACACAUCUCUGCGUGCCUGGCAGAUAUCUCAAAUUGGAUGUCGGCCCACCACCUCAAGCUCAAACUCUACAAGAUGGAGCUGCUCUUCCUUCCGCCCGGCCCUGACCAGCCCUGCCACUUUGAUCUGUGAGAGCGAGGAGAGAGCCCUCAGAUAAUGGCCUAUAGGAUAAGCAGUAGAAAAACAACUGAGGAGCAUCUGUUUGUGGAUCCAGUCCAUGUCAACCUUCAGGGCAACCAGAACUCCUCCCCAAAAAGACAUCUGACUUCUGCUGAAAGAUCCCAGUGAGAGUGUCUCCAUCAUGAGGCUGGUGUGGAAGUCCUUGGACAAGAUGAGGUGUUUCCGUAAACGCUCCACCAUCCCCUUCCUGGGGGUCCUGAUCACCUGUCUACUCUUCCUCAAUCUGUACAUUGAGGAUGGGUAUGUGCUGGAGGAGGAUAAAAGACAACUGAGAGAAACAUCAAUGCAUCCUUCAAACUCUGAGAGAUAUGUUCACACCUUUAGAGAUCUCACAAAUUUCUCUGGAACCAUAAACGUCACAUAUCGUUACCUUGCUGGAACCCCUUUGCCUCGAAAGAAAUAUCUAACCAUUGGACUGUCGUCCGUCAAAAGAAAAAGAGGGAAUUACCUCAUGGAGACAAUCAAAUCCAUUUUUGACCAGUCCAGUUAUGAGGAACUGAAAGAGAUUGUGGUGGUGGUUCACCUGGCGGACUUUGACCUGGCCUGGUGUGAAAACCUGGUGCAGGACAUCUCCAGGAAGUUUGCCCACCACAUCAUCGCUGGGCAUCUCCUGGUGAUCCAUGCCCCUGAGGAGUACUACCCAUCACUGGAUGGGCUGAAAAGGAACUACAACGACCCAGAGGACAGGGUACGCUUCCGCUCCAAGCAGAACGUGGACUACGCCUUCCUCCUCAACUUCUGCACCAACCUCUCAGAUUUUUACAUGAUGCUGGAGGACGAUGUGCUCUGCUCACGGAACUUCCUGACAUCCCUGAAGAAGGUGGUCACCUCCAGGGAAGGCUCCUACUGGGUGAUGUUGGAGUUCUCAAAGCUUGGCUACAUAGGGAAGCUCUACCACUCAAGAGACCUUCCGCGACUGGCCCACUUCCUGCUCAUGUUCUACCAGGAGAUGCCUUGCGACUGGCUCCUUAUUCACUUCCGGGGCCUGUUGGCCCAGAAAGAUGUCAUCCGCUUCAAGCCCUCUCUGUUCCAGCACAUGGGCUACUACUCCUCAUAUAAGGGAGCAGAGAACAAGUUGAAGGAUGAUGACUUUGAAGAGGACUCUAUUGAUAUCCCUGACAACCCUCCUGCCAGCAUGUACACAAACAUUAAUGUAUUUGAAAACUAUGACGCCACCAAGGCUUAUAGCAGUGUGGACGAAUACUUUUGGGGGAAACCUCCCUCUACCGGAGACUUCUUUGUCAUAGUAUUUAACAAAUCAACUAAAAUAAGCAAAAUCAAAAUCUUGACAGGAACGGACGAUCGUCAGAACGAUAUCCUGCACCAUGGAGCUCUGGAAGUAGGAGAGAAGCUGGUGGGGACAAAGAGAGGAAGGCAGUGUUCUUCCUACAUCACGUUAGGGGAGUUUAAAAAUGGCCACAUUGAGGUCAAAGAUGUGGACCACAAGAUUGCCUUUGCUAUUGAGUGUAUUCGUAUUGUGGUAACUGCCAGUCAGAAAGAAUGGCUGAUUAUUAGGAGUAUAAGCUUGUGGACUACACAACCUCCCAGUCAAUGAGGACAAUACAAAAACUAUCAUCAUACCAUGUGGGUAACAGUUGGUUUACUAAUUCAUUUGACAAUGUAUUCAUUUAUUUACGUAUUAUUGUGUUUAUUUAUUGUUGCAUGUGUUUAUUUACUUAAUUAUUUAUUUACCCAUUUAUUUCAUUUUAUAGUAUAUGUAUUUAUAUUUUUAUGUACAAUUCAAUCUAGAGUUUUUAUAUUUGAAACUAUACUUUAUUGCUUUUUACAAUUAAGGAAAAAUGUUUAAUGAUUGUCUGACUAACUACUUUAAUGGAUGUUGACCCGUUUUUAUGAAUGUGAGAUCAUGGGAAAUAUCUGUUGGCUAUUAUACUCAUGUUGUACAUCUUAUUAUUAUUUAUGUUUCUCAGUGUCUUUCCACAUCAAAAGUAGCCUCUGGGUCCUCUGGACUUGAACAGUGUUGAUUAAGAAAUAGCACACCUGCAGACAAGUAUAGCCUUAGGAACAUAGUAUUGCUCCAAAUGUUCUUGCUAUCAGAAAAUAGCCCCAUUCAGCCCUUUCCAAAGUAAUCGUCAUCCUUUACAUCUUACCCUACAAGCAUUAUGAUGGUCAUUCUGUCUGUGAAUAUCCAGUGUGUCCAUUCAAUCCCUCCUAUUAAGGCGGGCGUGGUGUUAGAGUGUUGGAGCGAGCUCUGCAAAAGUAUUUCUCUGGCACUUUCUCUGGCGCCGUAUGUUCCAUCAGAGCCGCUGACAGAAGAACAAUGUUUGUUUUCACCCUUCUUCUCUAACAUCUCAGAUUGGCGCGCACAGUACGGAAUGGGGUGGAACUGAUAUUUGCCUUUUUUUUUGUCACCACAGCAGACUUUUACCGGAGUAAAUUGGUCUGUGUUAGGAGCGCUCUGCUCUCUACACCAGCAAACAACAACACCCCUGGAGCUAGGGUCUCAAGUAAAUUCACUCUCUUUACCCAAUGAUGUGCUCUCAGGCACUAAAGGAUCUUCUCUUAGAAUGUUUCUGUAAUAUAGAAACAAAUCAACUUUAUUUACUCUGUGUGGUGCCUGUGGGCCAUGGUAAACUCAAAUCAAAUCAAAUUGUAUUUGUCACAGGCUUUGUAGACAACAGGUGUAGACUAAUAAUGAAACACUUACUUACGGGUCCCUUUCCAACACUGCAGAGUUAAAGAUAAUAAUUUUUUAUUUAAAUAAAAUAGAACUAGUGACAUGAGGAAUAAAUACACAGUGAAUAACGAAUACAAAUAAAGAGUAAAAAUAACAUGGCUAUAUAUAGGAAGUAGAAGAUACUAUAUACAGGGUGUACCAGUACCGAGACGAUGUUCAGGAAUACAAGGUCAUUGAGGUAGUGUCAGGAUGUAGUGUACUGUACAUAUGCACUGCCUUCAGAAAGUAUUCAGACCCCUUUACCUUUUCCACCUUUUUUUUAGGUUACAGCCUUAUUCUAAAAUUGAAUCAAUUGGUUUUUUUUCUCAAUCUACACACAAUACCCCAUAAUGACAAAGCAAAAAUAAGUUUGUAGAAAUUUUGGCAAAUUUAUCAAAAUAAAACAAUUUGAAAUACGACAUUUACAUAAGUACCCUUUACUCAGUACUUUAGGUGCUUUUUGGCAAACUCGAAGCGGGCUGUCAUGUCAUGCUUUUUAAUGAGGAGUGGCUUCCGUCUGGCCACUCUACCAUAAAGGUCUGAUUGGUCGAGUGCUAGUGCUGAAGAGAUGGCUGUCCUUCUGGAAGUUUCUCCCAUCUCCACAGAGGAACUUUAGUGCUCUGUCAGAGUGACAUCCCUGACCAAAUCAAUUCAAAUGUUAUUGUUCACAUACAUAUAUUUAGCAUUUCUCCCCCGAUUGCUCCGUUUGGCCAGGCGGCCAGCUCUAGGAAGAGUCUUUGUGGUUCCUAACGUCUUCCAUUUAAGAAUGAUGGAAGCCACUGUGUACUUGGGGACCUUCAAUGCUGCAGAAAUGUUUUGGUACCCUUCCCCAGAUCUGUGCCUCGACACAGUCCUGUCUCGGAGCUCUACAGACAAUUCCUUUGACAUCAUGGCUUGGUUUUUACUCUGACAUGCACUGUCAACUGUGGGACCUUAUAUAGACAGGUGUGUGCCUUUCCAAAUCAUGUCCAGUCAAUUGAAUAUAUCACAGGUGGGCUCCAAUCAAGUUGUAGAAACAUUUCAAGGAUGAUCAAUGGAAACAGGAUGCACCUGAGCUCAAUUUCGAGUCUCAUAGCGAAUGGUCUGAAAACUUAUGUAAAUAAGGUAGUUCUGUUUUUAUUUUUAAUACAUUUGCUAACAUUUCUAAGAACCUGUUUUGUCCUAAAGGGGUAUUGUGUGUAGAUUGAUGGAAUAAGACUGUAAUGUAAGAAAAUGUGGAAAAAGUCAAGGGUGCUGAAUACUUUCCGAAGGCACUGUAAGUAGGGGUAAAGUGACUAGGCACAGGUAGAUAAUAGACAGUAGCAUAUGUGGUGAGUGUGUGCGUGUGUGCGUGCAUGGCGUCAGUAUGCUGCAUGUGUGUGUGGGAGUACAGUGCCUUCAGAAAGUAUUCAUACCCGUUCACUCAUCCCACACAUUUUGUUGUGUUACAGCCUGAAUUCAAAAUUGAUUAAAUUGAUUUAUUUACUUCACCCAUCUACACACACUACCCCAUAUUAACAAAGUGAAAGCAUGUUUUUAUAAAUUGUAGCAAAUGUAUUGAAAACGAAAUUUACAUAAGUAUUCAUACCCUUGAGUCAACACUUUUUGUAGAAGCACCUUUGGCAGCGUCUCUGAGAACUUUCCACACCUGGAUUGUGCAACAUUUGUCCAUUAUCCUUUUCAAAAUUCUUCAACCUUGGUCAAAUUGUUUGUUCCCUCCUGUCCUCUUCUCUUUCUGAUAUUCUGCAUAGCAACAGGGACAUGUGACAAACCAGUGGUUCCCAAACUUUUCAUAGUCCCGUACCCCUUCAAACAUUCAACCUCCAGCUGCGUACCUCCUCUAGCACCAGGGUCAGCGCACUCUCAAAUGUUGUUUUUUGCCAUCAUUGUAAGCCUGCCACACACACACACUAUACGAUACAUUGUGUUGUUAUUUCGCUGAAACCUAGAUGGUUUAAUUUUAUUUUUGGCAGUGAAACGAGGCUACUCAAGAGGCGAGAGAAAAAACUCACCCAAAUGUAUAGCCCCAUUGGAAAAUCUAUAUAUAUUUUUUAUGUGAAUCACAUUUCUAUUUGGCGUACCCCCGACAGCAUUACACGUACCCCUGUGGGUAUGCGUACCCCAGUUUGAGAAUACCUGUGAUAGAAAGCCUGACCUCUCCCCUCUCUGGGCCCCAGGUGAUUGAGGCCCAUAUGAGGGAGGAAGUGCAACUGCCAACACCAGCCUCCAAAGGGAUAUAUUCUAACAAGAGUUUUACAGUUUUAGAGAGGCGGGUGAGUGCCUACUCCAACUACGGCAGGGUGGCCACACGCCUCCCCGCGGAUGAGCGACGCCGACUGAGACAGUUGGGGCUCUGUCCCUAUUGUGGGGGCAAUGUCCGAACUGUGUCUGGUACGUCCCAAAACGGAAUCCUCGAGAGCAGAAGGAUGGCCCUGUGAUCAUCUGUCUCCUGGGUUAGUCUUGAGUUAUCCAUCAUCACUUUCCGCCAUACCUUUUUUUGGUAUCGAUUUCACUCAUCUCUUGUUUCUACAGCUCUAGUGGAUUCCGGUGCCGGGGAGAAUUUUAUUAACCAGGCCCUUGCCUCCUCCCUGCACAUCACCUCAUACCCGCUCUCCUCUCUGUUUCCCAUCCAAGCGUUGGAUAUGCGACCAUUGGGAUCCGGCACUAUUACGCAUGUCACAGGUCCACUCACCCUCACCGUGGUCCCCAAGCACCAGGAAAGCCUUCCCUUCCUCAUCACCUUCACACCGAUGCACAAAGUCAUCCUCGGCCUCCCGUGGCUGCAACUUCAUAAUCCCACCAUCUCCAGGUCAGAGAGGAGGAUUACCACCUGGGGACCAGGAUAUCAGAGGACCUGCUUUUCCGCACCUUGUGGUUCCACAUAGGCCCUAUCAGUGUCUACCAGCCCAUCAAUCGGUCCUCCUGUAUCGUUGGCACUUGGUUUUGGGGCGUAGAUGCAGACAUCCGCCAGGCUCUGGAGAGGGAAACUGCUCCUUCGACCUGCCCUCCGGAGUGCAUCUACGCCCCCUCGGGGGUCGGUUGCUGACCUGAGCACACGCAUCCCUCGCCGCUGGACCCCCAUGUAUCACCCGCACCACUCAAUCCCUUUCUGAGAAAUACUGAUUGCCCCCUUUGGCGCGGGACGUUGCACACUGUCAACUCAAGUUAAGUAUGUACUCAAUCUAAAUCUCCCCGGCACACUCCAGCAGGUAAACUUAUUCCCCUUCCCAUGCCUCAGCGUCCCUGGUCUCAUCUGUCCAUUGAUUUCGUCACUGAUCUCCCCUCUGAUGGUUUCACCACCAUUUUGGUGGUUGUGGACAGAUUCACAAAAUCAUGCCGCUUCAUCCCUCUCUGGUCUCCCUACCCUUCUCUAGGUCGCUGAGGCACUGUUCCAGCAGGUCUUUCGUCACUAUGGCCUUCCGGAGGAUAUCGUCUCCGAUCGUGGCCCCUAAUUCACAUCACGUGUAUGGAAGGCUUUCAUGGAGAAGCUGGGGGCCUCAAUCUAACUGGCAGGUGCAGAGGAUGAACCAGGAGCUGGGAGGUUCAUGAGGAGUCACUGCCAGAACCGGCAGGGGGAGUGGGCCCGAUUCCUUCCUUGGACUGAAUACGUCUAGAAUUCCUUGUGACACUCUUCCACUGUGCUGACUCCCAGUGUGUUCUGGGUUAUCAGCUGGCCCUGGCUCUGUGGACUCCAAGCCAGACCGAAGCUGCUGCAGUGGACGAGUGGUUCAGGCACGUAGAAGAGGUAUGGAACGAUGCCCACGUGAGAGUCCAGCGCCCUGCCUGCUGUCAGAAAGAGCAGGUGGAUCGCCACCGCUGUGAAGCUCCCGUGUUCCAUCCUGGUGAUCACGUCAGGCUCUCCACCAGGAACCUCCCACUCCGCCUGCCCUGUUUGUGGGGCCGUUCAGGGUAUCUAAAGGGACAAUGAGGUAACUUACAGGUUACAACUCCCCACUAACUACCGGAUCUCACCAUCUUUUCAUGUUUCCCUCCUCAUGCCGGUGGUUCCUGGUCCCCUGGCUGAUGCCGUGCCCCACGACACCCCUUCACCUCCCUUGGAUAUCGAGGGGAGCCCUGCCUAUGCUGUCAGAUCACUCCUGGACUCCCGACGUUGUGGGGGUCGGCUCCAGUACCUGGAGGACUGGGAGGGGUAUGGUCCAGAGGAGCGGUGCUGGGUUCCGGUGGACGACAUUGUAGAUCCCAACAUCAUCCGAGAAUUCCACCUUCGCCGAAUGGCCCGGUCCUCUCCCUUGGGGCCGUCCUUCUGGAGGGGGGGGGGGGGGGUACUGUCACGUUUACUCCUCCUCUCCAGCGCACUACUAACCACCGGUCUCGGCAAUUACCCACAUCUGACAACCCUCAUUAUGCACACCUGCACCCCAUCAUGAGGCAUAUCUGAGCUGUGUUCGAAUACCCAUACUAACAUACUGUAUACUACAUACUAUUAGUUCAUUAUUAUAUUAUAGUUCAUUAUUGUAUACUGUAAAUGAACGGUAUCCUUUCAGUUGAGCGUACUAGCGCUUCGCUGUCUAUCGGAAGUUGAAGCUGUUGCCAUGCAACCUCUUGCUAGCUUGUUGGCAUAACACAUUUCUAGCUAGACUGUUUGUAAAUUCAAUCUGGAGUCCAGGGUGCGCUCGUAUAUUAAGGGCGUUGUCAGAUUGUCCGUUCAUAAAUUCAGAGCGUUUUUUCUCUUGGAGAGUUCAGAGCGCAUAGUGGAAGCUCUGACUGAGGAGUAGGGUUGAUCCGAGCGUUCUGACCUCACAAUGGCAGUCAAGCUAUAUGGCUAACUUGCUAGCUACUUCCAGACACAAAUGAGAGAACACCUCACUCUGACCAUUUUACUCGCUGGUAGGCAGUUUUUAUGUUAUAAAGAGGGUUGGUGACCGUAGCUGCUGCUGGCAACAAUUUAAUGACACUUUUUCUGCUGACUUACUGACACAUUCAACGGGUGUCGAGCGUUCAUCAAUUAAUCAGUUAUUCUGUGCUCUGCCUCUGGCAGUCAGACGAGUAGAUAGCCAGAUCGAAUUUACGAACGGACCCGAACAACUAACCUCGCUUAGUUAAGUUAUGAAUGACAUGAAUAAUCAAGUCAAUAAACGUUGAGUAGUUAGUUAGAUAGCCUGAAGUAAAUAUACUGGCAAGUUCGAUAUACUUGUAGCCAAACUGACGUCACAGUAGGUAGCUAACAUACCCGGUACAUACUGCUGUAAUAUGCUAUGCGGUUCGUAAGGACAGCGUAGCUAACAAAUUGUCAGCCAACAUAACGUGUAAUGUAACUUAUUUGAAAAGUCAUUACUUUAAUACAUUGCUUAACAUUUGUCAUAAUUAGUUAAAGCAAAGAAUUAGUAUCCACUCUCAUCUGUCUUCCGCUGUAUAUUUUCCACCAUUUUCUUCAAAUCUGAACCUUAUGAAGCCAUGCCCAUUUUUGGAAGAAUUGCAUUAUGGGCUCUAAAAGCAAGGAAAUAGUGUCCACUGCGUGUAUACUUCGUAUUUUGAUGAAUUUAGUAUGACAUCCGGGAACUUUUGGUAUACUAACUAUAUCCAUACUAUGACCACUAAGCAUACUAUAUACUAAAUUUACAUCACAAAUAGUAUGGUUAGUGCAGUUAGUAUGAGUAUUCGAACACAGCUCUGGACUCCAUCACUACCCUGAUUACUCCCCUUCAUCUAGCACUCCCUAGCAUCACUCUUCAGGCAGUAUUGGUUAUGUUUCCUUGUCAGACGGUUCUCUUGUGUUGUAUUGGUCUACGUUCAUUAUUAUUAAACUCACUAACUACCCUUGCUUCCUGACUCCCUGUGCCAACGUUGAAUCUGUGUUUGAAAUGUACUGCUAGACUGAGGGACCUUACAAUUAUUUGAAGUAGUCUUUCAAAAAUCAUGUUGCACACGUUGAGUCCAUGCAACUUAUUUGAAUUGUUAAGCUAAUUUUUACUCCUGAACUUAUUUAGGCUUGCCGUAACUGUUACAUCUGCUCCUGCAAUGCCCUCUACUGCUCAUCCUGUGUCUCCUUGACCUGCCGCCACUCCCCCAGUACUCUCUCCCUCUCUCUCUCUCUCUGUGUAUCUGUGAUUGUGUGGGGGCGGAGACAGGUGUGCUGGAGUCAGAGCAGAUCCCCACCAGCUGCAACCUGUUCCAUAAUCAAGACCUCUAUAAAUACUCAGACCUGCCACUUCCACGCUACCAGCUCAUAAUCUCUGCUCAGUCAGUCUACGGUUCUAGCCGUUUGUUACUAUUCAGAUCCUGUUGUGCCUGUUUUCCUUGCCUGACGCUGUUUUCGCCUCAGCUACAGUUCUGCCCGCUCUGACUCUGGUACCUGUCUCCAAUCCCACGUCUCGACCAUCCUGCUACUCUGUCCUGGAUUCCCCACUCUACUACUCCCUACUCCCUACUAAUCCCCCUCCGGACCCGUUUACACUGUCUCAACCCCUCUCGCUCCAGCCUCAGCCUCCGCACCUGGUUUCCAGCAACCUGCCCGUGCUUCCCCUGACCUGCACUCCAUCCCCCUGUGUUUCAAUAAAUACCUUGGUUACUUCAUCCCAGUCCCCUUGUCUGAGUCUGCUCUUGGGUUCCCCAGUUCCACUACACGUAACAAUAACGAAGGGGUUGAAUACUUUUCAGCUUGUCAUUUUGUCAUUUCAAAACAAUUCCACUUUCACAUGGGGUAUUGUGUGUAGGCCAGUGACAAAUAAUUUUUAAUUUCAGGCUGUAACAACAAAAUGUGUAAAAAAUCACGGGGUGUGAAUACUUUCUGAAUGCACUGUAUGUAGUGUGUGUUGGGGUCACUGUAUGUGUGGGUAGAGUCUAGUGUGUGUGUGCAAAAAAAUGGGAAAUGCAGGUAGUCAGGGUAGUCAUUUGAUUAACUAUUUAGCAGUGUUUAGAUUUUUUCUGGCUUGGGGGUAUAAGCUGUGCAGGGUCCUGUUGGUUCCAGACUUGGUGCAUUGGUACCGCUUGCCAUGUGGUUGCAGAAACCACUGUCUGUGGCUUGGUUGGCUGGAGUCUUUGACAAUUUGUAGGCCUUCCUCUGACACCACCUGGUAGCGGUCCUGGAUACCAGGGAGCUCGGCCCCAGUGAUGUACUGGGAUGUACGCACUACCCUCUAUAGUGCCUUGCGGUCAGAUGCCAAGCAGUUGCCAUAGCAAGCGUUCAUGUAGACCAGGGGUGGGUAUCUCCAGUCCCUGGGGGCCUGAUUGGUGUCACACUUUUUCUCCGUCCCUAGCAAACACAGCUGAUUAAUCAAAUUGCAUUCUAAAUUGAAGAUCAUGAUUAGGCGAUUAUUGGCGUCAGGUGUGUUAUCUGAAGCAAAACUGUGACAGCAAUCAGGCUCUCAAGGACUGGAAUUGCCGACCCCUGAUGUAGACUCUCAAGAUGCUCUCUAUAGCGCAGCUGUAUAAAUUAUUGAGGAUCUGAGGGCCGAUACACAAUUUUUUCAGCCUCCUGAGGGGGAAGAGGCGUUGUCGUGCCGUCUUCACGACUGUUGGUGUGUUUAGAUCAUGAUAGAUCCUUAGUGAUGUGGACAACUAGGAACUUGUAGCUCUGCACUACAGCCUUGUCGAUGUGAAUGAGGGCAUACUCAGCCCUCCCGUUUCCUGUAGUACACAAUCAGCUCCUUUGUCUUACUGACGCUGAGGCAGAGGUUGUCUCUGACCUCCUGCCUGUAGGCUGUCUCGUCAUCGGUGAUCAGGUCUACCACCGGCGUGUUGUCGGAAAACAUAGUGAUGGUGUUUGAGUCGUACGCGGCCACAAAGUCAUGGAUGAACAGGGAGUACAGGAGGGGACGGAUGUGUUGUUGCCUACCCUCAACACCUGGGGGCAGCCUGUCAGGAAGUCCAGGAUCCAGUUGUAGAGGGAGGUGUUCAGUCCCAGGGAAUUUAGCUUAGUGAUUAGCUUUGAGUGUACGGUGGUGUUGAACUCUGAGCUUUAGUCAAUGAACAGCAUUCUCACGCAGGUGUUCCUUCUGUGGAAUGCAAACGAGGUUGCGUCAUCUGUGGAUCUGUUGGUGAGUUGUGCGAAUUGGAGUGGGUCCAUGGUGUCUGGGAUGAUGGUGUUGAUGUGAGACAUUUCAAAGCAUUUCAUGGCUACAGAUGUGUGUGCUUCGGGGCGAUAGUCAUUCAGUAAGGUUACCUUGGUGUUCUUGGGCACAAGGACUAUGGUGGCCUGCUUGAAACAUGUUGGAAUUACAGACUGGCUCAGGGAGAGGUUGAAAAUGUCAAUGAAAACACUUGCCAGCUGGUCAACGCAUGCUCUGAGUAUGGCCUUGUGAAUGUGAAACUUUUUAAAGAUCUUACUCACAUCGGCUAUGGAGAGUGUGAUCACGUAGUAGUCCGGAACAGAUGGUGCUCUCACUCAGGAUUCAGCAUUCUGCAGCGAUACGCCAUCCCAUUUGGUUUGCGCUUAGUGGGACUAUCAUUUGUUUUUCAACUGGACAAUGACCCAGAACACACCUCCAGGCUGUGUAAAGGCUAUUUGACCAAUAAGGAGAGUGAUGGAGUGCUGCAUCAGAUGACCUGGCCUCCACAAUCACCAACCUCCACCCAAUUGAGAUGGUUUGGGAUGAGUUGGAACGCAGGGUGAAGGAAAAGCAGCCAACAAGUGCUCAGGAUAUGUGGGAACUCCUUCAAGACUGUUGGAAAAUCAUUCUGGGUGAACCUUGUUGAGAGAAUGUGUGCGCGAAGCUGUCAUCAUGGCAAAGGGUGGCUACUUUCAAGAAUCUCAAAUAUAUUUUGAUUUGUUUAACACUUUUUUGGUUACAACAUGAUUCCAUAUGUGUUAUAUCAUAGUUUUGAUGUCUUCACUAUUAUUCUACAAUGUAGAAAAUAGUAAAAAUGAAGAAAAACCUUAAAUGAGUGUGUGUCCAAACGUUUGACUGGUACUGUAUGUACAGUCACUGUGGGAACGACGUUGUCAAUGCACUUAUUAAUGAAUCCGGCUGAUAGUAAACUAGUAGUAAACUCCUCCAUGCCAUCCCAUGAAUCCUGGAACAUACUUCCAGUCUGUGCUAGCAAAACAGUCUUCUAGCUUACUAUGUACUGUGUUUUGGUACAGUACAUACAAUGUACUGUAUCAUAAUACCUCCGGCAAGAACUUAAAGCCAGAGGUUGUAAGAUUUUCCGUAUUGUCAACGAAUAGUAUAUACCUACCAUUUUGAAGAAAAUGACAUGUACAAAGAAUUCUCAAAUAAGAUACGGACAACGACUUAGCUUAUUAAAGCUGUAGAAUCACUUGUCCUCUUCCUUUCCACACGCCUAUUUUCAGCAUCAAAAAAUCAGUCAAAUCUUACAACAAUACAAUCACGUGAUGAAUGUUGACAUUGACCAAUGUUCUGGUGAAAUACUCAAGGUGCAAGGCAGGGGCACGGUUUGACAGCAUAUUUAUGAAAUGCCUUGUUAUGUUAUACCCACUGUUCCAUGUUGUUCUCCCGUUCGCUCUUGUUCAGAGUCACAGAUUGACUUUCUCCAUUACAGGUAGUAACACUAGUACAGAUUGUUCUGGGAAAGCCUUUCGCCUAUGACGCUGAUCUAUCCAUAACAAGCUUCUGUGUGCCAAAUCACCUUGAAGAACAACAUAACAUCACCUCUUGAACGUGAAUUCGUUCUUGUCAAACAUUUUAUGACCUGAGGCCCUAACCUCUUACAAUAUGACUUUUUUUGUCAUAUUUGUCAUAUAUAUGAAGUCCCCCUGAGACUUUUCUUGAUAAAAAAAAAAAGUCACUAUAUAAUGUAACUUGUGUGUGACAUUCACUAUUGAUAGAUUCUCCUUUGAACAGAGCCAACGAAUCAGGUACAUGUACUACCUGUGUACUACCUGUAAUAAAACAGCUUUAGACUGGGACAUAUGUCAUCCUAAAGCAGUAGAAUCCCUGGUUUUCCUGUAAUCCCUGGGUAUAUUCCUGGGAUAGAGAUUGGUAUAUAUUCCCUGAUAUAAAUCCCAGGAGGUCAUUGUACAUGGCUAUUACUAGAGGGGAAAUUGCUGUCCAUGCUGAAGAAAGGUGCGAGUAAAAAACAGUUGUACACUGCAGAUGUAUUUUUACAUUUACAUCUUGGGGGAAAACAUAGAAAUCCAAAUAAAUUCGCUCAGCUCAGUGUCAACAAACUACUGUAUACAGUUGCUUACUUGUCUUCAAACCGCAAUAUCUCGUAACACACUCCUAACAUAUAGAUUAUGUGGUAGCAAAUGUACCCCAUUAAAUCAUUUGAGGGUGUUUUUUUAUAUAAUUUACAGCAGAUUACAUUUACAUUUAAGUCAUUUAGCAGACGCUCUUAUCCAGAGCGACUAGUAGCCAUGCUACCCAAGAUCCUUCUGUCACUGUUCCCAUAACUUGGAAAUAACAAGCAUAAGCAGUGUAUUGAUGGAAAUUCUAGGUUGUUGGGAAGUUUUGCUGUUUUCCAAUGGCGAGUGUACGAAGAUGCAUGCAUCUGAACACCAAGGUUUAAGUGGGUAAUCAAAUUAUUUGAUAUGCCAGGAUCUAUAAACUUGUUGAUUAGCAUCUGCAAUUGAACUCAACUAAAAAUGUACUUGGAUUGUGACUAGAUGCUUACCAAUACUACCUUACUAAAAAACAGGUUCAAUCUCACUUGUGCUAUUUUGUUCAGUGGGGAGAAUGUGUUGAAGUGUUGUUUUGGUGUUGUAUUUUUUCCAACAUUGUUCGUCAAACAGUACUGUAUGUAUAUUAUUGUAAAAUGACAUAUAUUUUUUUACAUGUAUCAUUUCAAAUGUUGUAAUGUAUAUAUAUUGUCUUUAAAAUAUAUUUAAAUGAAACUAAAUUAAUGCCAAUAACUUUGGGGGAAAGGCAUUGACUUUGGAAAAGUCUACCACUACUUAUCAAAAUGGGAAACAUUCUGUGAGAAAUUGCACUGCACAAAAUGAUGAAUAAUGACAUCUUUGUCUGUAUCAGUAUAGGGCAUGCAUAUGGUAUUUGGUAAAAGAGAGAUUGAGAGCAAGUAAACCUUGGAUCAAUACAGUAUGUAUUUUAAUAAUGUCUUUGCCUGAACAUGUUACAGUAUGUUUUAAUAUAGAAAUAUUUACAAAUAAAUGUCGAUCACACAAUUUGGCUACCCUCGUCAGAGUGCAAAUAAAAAAGAUAACUGUUGUGA
Salvelinus fontinalis (brook trout) is the source of this 14599-nucleotide messenger RNA. Its product is annotated as alpha-1,3-mannosyl-glycoprotein 4-beta-N-acetylglucosaminyltransferase C-like. Gene Ontology annotation, biological process: protein N-linked glycosylation. NCBI's taxonomy places the organism in Eukaryota, Metazoa, Chordata, Actinopteri, Salmoniformes, Salmonidae. The transcript has 7 exons. The record is from RefSeq and is a predicted model, not a curated record. Gene Ontology annotation, molecular function: acetylglucosaminyltransferase activity. Bases 977 to 2410 code for a protein of 477 amino acids.